AUGGAACAAAGGAAUUUUACAAGAAUUACAGAAUUUCUUCUUCUAGGAUUUUCUGAGGACCCCAAUGUACGACCAUUCUUGUUUGGGCUCUUCCUGUCCAUGUACCUGACCACCGUGCUGGGGAACCUGCUCAUCAUCCUGGCCGUCAGCUCAGAUCCCCACUUCCACACGCCCAUGUACUUCUUCCUGUCCAACCUGUCCUUCGUGGACAUCUGUUUCACCUCCACCACUGUCCCCAAGAUGCUGCAGAACAUCCAGAUACACAGCAACUUCAUCUCCUACAAGAGUUGCAUCACCCAGAUGUCUUUUUUCUUGCUCUUUGCAGGAUUGGAGAACUUCCUGUUGACCGUGAUGGCCUAUGACCGCUUUGUGGCCAUCUGCCACCCCCUGCACUACAGGGUCAUCAUGAACCCCCGACUCUGUGGGCUGCUGGUUCUGGUGUGCUGGGUCAUAAGCUCCUUACAUUCCUUGCUCGAAACCUCUCUAGUGUUGCCGUUAUCCUUCUGUCCAAACACGGAGAUACCCCACUUUAUCUGUGACCUCAAACAGUUGGUGGAACUUGCCUGCUCCGACACCUUUGUGAACAACUUGGUGUUGUAUUUAGUAUCUGUGCUGCUGGCCGGCGGUCCCCUGGUGGGGAUCUUUUACUCUUACACUAAGAUAGUCUCCUCCAUACUUAGGAUCUCUUCAGCUCAGGGGAAGUAUAAAGCGUUUUCCACCUGUGCAUCUCACCUCUCUGUGGUCUCUUUAUUUUAUUGUUCAUCCAUCGGCGUGCACCUGAGCUCUGCUGGUGCCCACAGCUCUCACGCCAGCGCCAUCGCCUCAGUGAUGUAUACGGUGGUCGCCCCCAUGCUGAACCCCUUCAUCUACAGCCUCAGGAACAAAGACCUCAAGGGGGCUCUGAAAACUCUGUUUGGGUCAGAAACCAAAAGAGACAUGUAG
This is a messenger RNA of Sorex araneus (European shrew), 942 nucleotides long. RefSeq names its product olfactory receptor-like protein OLF4. The record is from RefSeq and is a predicted model, not a curated record. Gene Ontology annotation, cellular component: membrane. Gene Ontology annotation, molecular function: G protein-coupled receptor activity; olfactory receptor activity. Bases 1 to 942 code for a protein of 313 amino acids. The transcript has a single exon. Gene Ontology annotation, biological process: G protein-coupled receptor signaling pathway. Lineage: Eukaryota; Metazoa; Chordata; Mammalia; Eulipotyphla; Soricidae.